AUGCCCGCUUACGAGAGUCUGGGGCUCAGCGAGGAAGGGGAGAGGCCAGCUAGGCGCUUCUCUGCCUGGCUUGACAAGGGCUCCAGCACCCAAGGCAGUGUGGGGCAAGGUUACCCGCAUGACCCCCCAAAAGUCAAAUGUGAAACUAUGGUAUAUCACCCAAACAUAGAUUUAGAAGGCAAUGUUUGCCUAAAUAUCCUCAGAGAGGACUGGAAGCCUGUACUAACAAUAAACUCUAUAAUUUAUGGCCUGCAGUAUCUCUUCUUGGAGCCAAACCCUGAAGACCCCUUGAAUACAGAGGCUGCUGAAGUCCUCCAGAACAACAGACGCCUGUUUGAGCAGAACGUCCAGCGCUCGAUGCGGGGCGGCUACAUUGGUUCCAUCUACUUUGAGCGCUGCCUCAAAUAGAACUGACCAGCUCCAGGCACAAAUUUGCUUCCCCUCCCCUCAUCUCCCUUCUAGUUCUUCCAAGGGACUCUGCCAACACUGCUUUCAUCAGUCAUCAAGGGGGCACAGGAGUCAGGAAUUGGCAGAGGCCCCCUU
Protobothrops mucrosquamatus (brown spotted pit viper) is the source of this 543-nucleotide messenger RNA. RefSeq names its product NEDD8-conjugating enzyme Ubc12. The transcript has 4 exons. The record is from RefSeq and is a predicted model, not a curated record. Bases 1 to 408 code for a protein of 135 amino acids. Lineage: Eukaryota; Metazoa; Chordata; Lepidosauria; Squamata; Viperidae.